CGGCAGUUGAAAGAGCUGCUCGAAAGCUUGACGAACGGAAAAAACCAUUUAUUCUUGUUAAUAGUAAAAGGAGUAAAGUGGUUUUAAAAUUAUGAAUAAAAACCCAACACCAUCCCCAUUCCACAAUACCCCUAAUCCAUUUCCGGCAGUAGGUACGACACGAUGACGGUGGUGCUCCGAAGAGGAGCGGUGGCGCUCACCUUCCUCAUCCCCUCUCGUUCUUCAUUCUCUUCUUCCUCUUCCUCUCUUUCCAUUCCCAAAUCCACCACCACCACCCUUUCCCUCCUCUCCUUCCGCCGCAACCAUUCAACCCCAGCAGCAGCUUCCAAAACCAGUAGCAGCCCCUCUUCACUCCCUCUCUCCGUCGAACCCCGCUUCCUCUUCAUCCCCCCUGGUAUCGAACCCGACGAGGUCACCGACUCCAUGAUCCUUCCCGCUUCCAACAUCGUCGUCGGACCCUACGCCGGCGACUCCCGCAUCAAGGACGUCGAGUUCGUCAAGAGCAGCCCCCGUGCUAGAGACUGCCCCAAAGAUGACCGGCCUGAAUUCGCCGUGCUCGGUCGGUCCAAUGUUGGCAAGUCUUCCCUCAUCAAUUCCCUUGUUCGGAAGAAAGAGCUUGCUCUCACUUCCAAGAGACCAGGGAAGACACAGCUUAUCAAUCACUUCUUGGUGAAUAAAAGCUGGUACCUUGUGGACUUGCCUGGUUAUGGCUUUGCUAAAGCAUCUGAAGCUGCUAAAACGGAUUGGGCCUCAUUUACAAAAGGGUACUUUUUGAACCGAAAUACUCUGGUGGCUGUCUUACUUCUCAUUGAUGCAAGUGUUCCGCCCCAAAGAAUUGACUUGGAUUGUGCUAACUGGCUUGGACGCAAUAAUAUACCUGUUACUUUUGUUUUCACAAAAUGCGACAAAAUGAAGGUUGCAAAAGGGAAACGGCCAGAUGAGAACAUAAAGGAAUUUCAAGAGAUAAUCAAACAAAACUUCAAGCAACAUCCGCCAUGGAUUAUGACCAGCAGUGUCACUGGAUUGGGUAGAGAUGAUCUUCUCUUGCAUGUAUCUCAGCUGAGAAACUACUGGGAUCAAUAGGGAGAAAAUAUUAAACUUAAGUAAGGUGACUGUCUACAAGAAGGACAUGCCAUGCAGGAGCAAAGUUCAAAUUACAAAAGAUGCAACUGCAUAGAAGAAUCAUGUAGAAAGGCUAUGGGUUGAGCUGUAUCACUCAUAGUCUUUCAGCUGGAUCUUUCAUCAGGAUCUUUGUUCACCUCAAACUUCAACCUGAUAUAUACGGUAUCUAACAUGAGAGUGAAGUUUGAGUUUGUUUCUGGAUACUGGAAUUUUCAUAUGCUGUCAUGUUUUGUGCCUAUGGGAGUAAACUAACACAGAUAGUCUUGUAUGCUUUCAACUGCAAAGCCUAUAAUUUUGUGCUGGCUUUUAUUUAUCUUUUGUUUCAAGAGUAAAUAUUUAGGCACACCAUUUCCUUGA
Messenger RNA from Lotus japonicus, 1479 nucleotides. Its product is annotated as GTP-binding protein At2g22870. Gene Ontology annotation, molecular function: GTP binding. The transcript is spliced from 4 exons. Lineage: Eukaryota; Viridiplantae; Streptophyta; Magnoliopsida; Fabales; Fabaceae. The coding region runs from base 163 to 1083 and encodes 306 amino acids. The record is from RefSeq and is a predicted model, not a curated record.